Molecule: messenger RNA, 1554 nt
Organism: Phaeodactylum tricornutum CCAP 1055/1
Lineage: Eukaryota; Bacillariophyta; Bacillariophyceae; Surirellales; Neidiaceae
Exons: 2
Coding region: 158-1240 (360 amino acids)
Source: RefSeq, a predicted model, not a curated record
CAAGCGCGCGCCUUCUGCAACUUCUUUUCAUCAAGUACUCCAUUGGAUUACGAUUUAUCAUUCAAAGACGUACCAAGCAAAGGAGCCGCUUCAAGCAAUUCCUAGUAGUCGAAGCAUCAAUCUUUAGCCCCUUCGCUUGAUAUUUAAUUUUCAAAUCAUGUUGCCUCUCUCUUCCUUUAUCAGAUCAACGGUUCUGGCUUUUGUUUUGUCAAGACUUUGUCAAACAGCGGCGUUCCAAUUGAGUAAUCCAUUCCGGUCUGUAGCAUUUGCUUCCAAAACUGUUGUCGCUUCUUCCUUUGCGGCUGAUGGAUCCGAGUAUUCUUCAAAAGACAGCUCCGAGUUCGAAGACGACGAAGACGGCAAUAAAGACUUUGGACGAAACUAUCGGGAUGACGACGAAACACCGACAGUCGAGCUUGGACCUGUUCCCAUGUCGAAGAACGCCGGAAAUCGGUUCGUGGCAGUUCUCUGGGAUGCCGAGCUUGUGAAAGGAAAAGAUCCUCUGGACUUGCAUUACGAUCACAUCCAGACGACAGAUGAUCACGUCAUGUAUUGCCGCAAGGCCAAUCUGUAUAAUAAAACAUUCAAUACGGAUAGUAUGGUCGACAUACUCUGGAGUCUACCGCUGCUUUCUUCGGAUCUCCAACGCGUGAUUGGACACGCCAUGUGCUUGGAAUCGACACGACUCGACUAUGUUCAAAACUUCUUAGCGGAAGACCCAACUGUAAAAACAAUAACUGGCGGGGACCUGACCAAUGUUCCUUUGUACCGGUGGCGACACAUUCGAGACUACAGUCUCCGGAUUGACGACGGUCGAGACGGCUAUCCUUGCAUGUGUUUUGCGUUGGAUGAUGAUCCGGAAUACGUCAAAAAUCUUCGGGAGGAAACUGUACGAGAGAAUCUGGAAUAUUUGAUUCGAAGCGAACGAGUGAUUGCGGCGGGCCCUUUGCAUAUGCCUACCGAGUUCAAGGACGAUCCUAGCAGCAACCCCAUGGGUGAUCUUAUUAUGUUCAACGCGAAAAGCCGAGACGACGCCAUCGAGUUUGCGGAAGGCUUACCCAGUGCCGAAGAAGGAUUGUACAAAGACAUGAGGGUUCAUUUUUACAACUCACUAGAUAUUACUGGCAAAUUCGUUUCUGAGGAUCCUCUCAGAGAUUCUCCAUGCGAGCAGAUGAAAGAAGCUCUGGAACAUUGGGGAUACCCUGUAGGAGAUGAUCAAACACCCCAUCUAAACUUUUAAAUUUAAUCUUCUCCAUUUUUCUGCAAGGGUCAAGGCUUGCUACUUCACUGGUUUUUUCUGUACACCCGUCUCCAGAUCGGCUCCACGGCUUCGCAAAAAAUGUAAAAGAAACUAUGUGCUCAAGGCGGCUGAAGACGAGGAGUAUUCACAAAAGCGGUUGUACACCAAGAAACGUCAAUUUUUCUGAUGUACGUCUUGUCACUUUUAGAGCUCCUUGACUUUUGUUCGAUGUAAAAAUGCAAUUUGCUCAUGCAUUAACACCUGUUAACACGAAGAUAAUCGUAUCGGACUAUAGAUAAUUCAAGUUCAUUGUU